This is a messenger RNA of Caenorhabditis auriculariae, 18705 nucleotides long. Lineage: Eukaryota; Metazoa; Nematoda; Chromadorea; Rhabditida; Rhabditidae. The record is from the annotation of a GenBank genome assembly.
AUGCGUUUCACACGCGUGCCACUGCUUGCCAACACUUUGAAACACCACACAAAGUUGGCAAGAUGGUCGAGCGAAAUCGCGAAGCCACGCGAGUUCAAAAAGGUCCGAAUCUAAGAAUUAAAGAGAAUUCGAGCAAUUUUCCACAGGUGAUGGUGGCAAACCGCGGUGAAAUCGCCAUCCGCGUGUUUCGGGCUCUCACUGAACUCAACAAAACCUCGGUCGCCAUAUAUUCGGAGCAGGUUUUUGCGUGAGGUGGUUUCGGAUUCAUCUUGAGUUGUCCAGGACAAGAACUCGAUGCACAGACUGAAAGCCGACGAAGCCUAUCUGGUCGGAAAAGGUCUUCCGCCGGUGGCCGCCUACCUCACCAUUGAUCAGAUUAUCGACACCGCUUUGAAGGUUUUCAUUCAAUUCUUAAAUAUGACCACGAGAAAAAGUUUGCAGAACAAAGUCCAAAAUUUGCAGUAUUAAUGAAUUAUCAGUCAGGAAACGUAGCUUGGAAGAUGAGAUCUUAGAAAAAUACUUCCAAGUAGCGUGCAAAAAAAAAUAAGUUUUAAAAGUUUGUGUGUCAGUUAAAGUAGCAGUUGUGCACGUAAUUACGGAUAACAACAGGAUCAGUUUCGGGAUAAAAUGAGAUUAUGAGUUAAUAUGGCUGAAAAAUACGAGCUAUAUUUCAUUGACUGAUUUUCUAACGACUCAAGUUUUUCAAUCUCCACUUCCAGAAAAAUAUCUGUAACUUCGAUUAGCAUUUCAGCCUUCAGAGUUGAGCUAUUUUGCAGCAAAAUAUCGAUGCGAUCCACCCCGGCUACGGGUUCUUGUCGGAACGAUCCGACUUCGCGAAAGCCUGUCAGAGCGCCGGAAUCGUGUUCAUCGGCCCGAGUCCCGACGUUAUGGCGCGGAUGGGUGAUAAGGUUUGCUCGCUCUUUGAGUUUGUUUUCGUAUGAUAAUGAUCGAAACUGUUCGCUUUGGUUGGUUAUGAACAUUCUCUGUAAGAUGUUCAGAUCGUGAGAGUUUCGAGGAGUUGAAAAAUAAGGAAAACGUGAACCGCGAAAAACAUGUGAACAAUUGACGAUGAACCUUGUAUUGUUCAAACAUUUUUGAUUAAAAUGAGAAAAAAAAACCGUUGAAUGAGGAAAAAAACUGUAAGAAAUAAGCAAAACCUACAAAAAUAAGCACAGUGAACAGCAGUGAUUUAUAAAAUUUCUAAAAGGCACGUUUAAGAAAAUAAAAAAAUUUCGUUUUUUUGAAGUCAGUCCAUAUUUUGACGAUCAGAAAAUUUUUCGAAUUUCCAAAAAACAAAAAAAUGAUUUAAUUUCGUUCUUGAUAACUAUUGAAAAUCGUCAGAAUAGAUCACUCCCUUCAAAGAAGUCACAGGAAAGAAAUAUUCUUUCAAUGAUUCAAAGCCUAAUUUUGAAUAAGUGAUUGAUUGAUUUUCAGGUGGCAGCUCGACAAGCAGCGAUCGAGGCGGGAGUUCAAGUCGUGCCAGGCACUCCAGGACCCAUCACGACGGCCGCCGAAGCCGUCGAGUUCGCCAAGCAGUACGGCACGCCGAUCAUUCUGAAGGCGGCCUACGGGGGUGGCGGACGUGGCAUGCGUCGCGUCAACAAAAUAGAAGACGUCGAGGAGUCGUUCAGAAGAGCCUUUUCUGAGGCACAGUCGGCGUUCGGCGACGGCAGUCUCUUCGUUGAGAAAUUCGUCGAGAGGCCAAGACACAUCGAAGUUCAGCUUUUGGGUUCGUUCUGAGGGUUCUAACAAAUUUUUUUUUGAACGAACUUUGAAGAAUGUGAGAAAAUUCAGGAGACAACUACGGGAACAUUGUCCACCUGUUUGAACGUGACUGCUCGGUGCAGCGACGUCAUCAGAAAGUCGUCGAGAUCGCCCCAGCUCCGGCCCUUCCUUCAGGAGUCCGCGAGAAGAUCCUUGCAGACGCUCUUCGCCUCGCUCGGCACGUCGGAUACCAGAACGCCGGUUCGGAUGCCACUCGUAUUUGUACUUGAUUUAUGAAAAUAUCAGCAAGUCUCAAAAAAGGAACUGAUUCACGUCUAGAAAAAGAAGGGCCAUGAUUUUUUGUGUUCAAAUCUCUUCCUAGUUUUUUGAAAAUCUCUACCAUACGGAGAGCCCGCUGAAUCGACGUAAACGUUUGACUGACUAUAGGGAGCAAACAUGAGCGAAACCUGUUCUUCUAAAAAGUUUCCUGUUGACAUUCAUUUCAUAAAAGUUUUCACAUAACCGGCUUUACUCUUGAAGUUGAUAAUUUUUUAGGAACCGUCGAGUUUCUUGUCGACCAGAAGGGCAAUUACUAUUUCAUUGAGGUCAAUGCUCGUCUCCAAGUUGAACACACUGUUACUGAAGAAAUCACGGGGUUAGGAACUAUUUCCAGAAAAAAUGUCAAUUCAACUUCAGCGUGGACCUUGUGCAAGCGCAGAUCAGAAUCGCUGAAGGCAAAUCUUUGGACGCUCUGAAACUCCAACAGGAAGGGAUUCAUACAAACGGAUCGGCGAUCCAGUGUCGCGUGACGACUGAAGAUCCCGCCAAGGGAUUUCAACCUGAUUCUGGACGUAUCGAGGUUAGUUUUCAUGGCGAAAAUAAAUUUUGAGCUUGAAAAUUUCAAACAAAAGGGCUGUCAUUUUACUUUAAAAAAAUGAGGCUCGUUCAGAUUAUUAACUUCAAAAAAGUGCGCGGAUUUAAGGAGAGAUUGAAUUUUUUUUUUCAAAGUUUGACUUUUACUGAAAAUACUCAUAUACUGUUCAAGGUGUUCCGCUCCGGCGAAGGUAUGGGAAUCCGGUUGGACUCGGCUUCUGCCUUUGCCGGUUCAAUAAUCUCGCCUCACUACGACUCCCUGAUGGUCAAAGUGAUCGCAUCGGCCAGAAACCAUCCAAAUGCAGCCGCCAAAAUGAUCCGCGCCCUGAAAGAGUUCAGAAUCCGUGGAGUCAAGGCAAUCUGGCUUUUCCAUAUAGUUUUCAAUCAGAUUCGCUCAGACCAACAUUCCAUUUUUGCUCAAUGUCCUGCGACAGCCUUCGUUCCUCGACGCCUCUGUCGACACCUACUUCAUCGACGAACAUCCAGAGCUUUUCCAGUUCAAACCGAGUCAGAACAGAGCGCAAAAGCUUCUCAGCUACCUUGGAGAAGUUCAGGUGAUAGUCAAUGAUUCCCAUUUUGAACUUACAUAGAAGAAAAUAGUUUGAAUAGUAUGAAGACUAUGAAACUCGGCAAUGAGAAGCGCUAGCUCGAAAGGGUACCUUGCAGGUGAAUGGUCCAGCGACUCCUCUCGCAACAGACUUGAAGCCGGCCCAUGUGACGCCUCCAGUACCGAAAAUCAGAGCGGGUAGGUUAUAUCCGAUCCAAGACAGCUUCAUCAAACUUCUUUCUUAUAACAACCUGACAAGGGAACUCUUAUUCGCGAAUCGAGUUCAAACUUUUGUUUGUGGUUUAUAGACCGGAUCAGGAUAUUUCAUAACAAGAGAGAUUAUCUGCUGAACCCGAUAAGGUACCGAGAGAAUGCUUAAUGGAAUAGGGAAGAUUAGGCUGGAACGUUUUUAGAAUAUAAACCGCUUCUCUCUAACUUUUGGCUGGAUAAACGUUUUUGGUGUUUCUUGUAGCCGAAUCAUUUAAGGCAAUUUUAUUAAAAGAUAAGCAGUAUCUUGAAUAUUUUCAACUCUAGUUUGUCCAUUUUCAACAAUAUUUUUCUCGGUACCUAAUCGAUUUUAGGAGAUAAUUUUUCUUUUGUUCAAAUAUCCUAAUCUGGUUUUCUGAGCGACCAAAGUUUAAACUAAGUCCGCGUAAAAACCUUUUACGAAUCGAAUUACGAUUCGAGGAUUUCGAAUAAUUUGUAUUCGGUUUGAGGUUCAAAACCACCGAUGGGACUUCGUCAGGUUCUGGUUAAAGAAGGUCCUGAAGCCUUCGCUAAGGCAGUCCGAAAAGCUCCAGGAUGCAUGAUCACCGACACUACUUUCCGGUAUCUCUUCGAUCUUUUCUCCUUCGAAAUCUCUGUACCUCAGAGAUGCCCACCAGUCUUUGUUGGCCACAAGGGUCCGCACAUACGACCUGGCCAAAAUUUCGCCUUUCAUCUCCCAUUCUUUCCCUCAGCUUUUCUCUCUGGAAAAUUGGGGAGGUAAGAUUUUGAUAGUGAUCUUGAAAUUGUUCAAGUAAACAAAUUUUAGUGGAUCGAUAAGCCUAAGUAAUACUUCAGAACUGCUUUUUAAUUGUUCCUGUCCGAAAUAUACAUCAAAAAAGGUGGGAAAUUGAAGGAGCGACCUUCGACGUGUCGAUGAGAUUCUUGCACGAAUGCCCCUGGGAACGGCUCCGAACUCUCCGCGAACUCAUUCCCAACAUUCCUUUCCAAUGUCUUUUGCGAGGAGCCAACGCCGUCGGCUACAGUAACUACCCCGAUAACGUCAUCGACAAGUUGCAAUACAUUUUUUUCGAGUCAAAAAGUCCUUGAAGGUUCUGCGAGCUGUCGGUGAAGAACGGAAUGGACAUUUUCCGAGUUUUCGACUCGUUGAACUACUUGCCGAAUCUUUUCGUUGGCAUGGAGGCGGCCGGUAAAGCUGGAGGAGUGGUAAGGAAUUUUCAGAGCGAAGGGAAAACUCUGGAAAAAAAAACCUCAAAAAUGUUUUUGAGCUAGUAUUCAACUCAUUGGUGUGGUUUCUUUCGUUGCUAUUUUUGUGGAUCAGAGACCAAUUUUGAAUUGUUUUUCCAACAGUUAUCUGUAAGUUCAAAUGAAAGGUUUUCUUAUUACCUGCGCAAGCUUUCGUUUUUGGAGAUAAACUUUCAAUUUUCUCGUUCGACCCAACCAAUUGAGCAAUGUGUGUCGAGAAUAAAUAUAAAACGUGCAUUCAGAAUUUUACUUUUUCAUCUUUCAAAAGAAAAAUUUAGAGCAUUUCUCAGCAACUUUAUCUAGGCGCGGUAUUUCAUCAAAAAAAAAAACGUUUUAAAAAAAACGACCAUAAUGCAGGAUAUGAAGAGAGAAGCAAAAUGAAUUUGAGUUAGAGUGAGUUCCAUUUUAGUCACUUCUUUCGAUUCAAGAAGUUAACUUUGAAUUUUACGAAUAAUUUCUCGUUUGUUUGACAUAUCUUAUAGAAUGAUUUAAAAUAUGGAAAUUAAACUGUGUUUCAGGUCGAAGCGGCGAUUUCUUACACCGGCGACGUUUCUGAUCGUUCGCGCACCCAGUACAACCUCCAGUACUACCUCGACCUCGCCGAGCAGCUCGUCAAAGCUCAGACUCACAUUUUGGCCAUCAAAGUAUCGAGAAAAAUAUAUUCAAUUGAAUUUCUUUGUUUUCAGGACAUGGCCGGAGUUUUGAAACCCGAAGCAGCCAAGAUUCUGAUCGGAUCUCUGCGCGAGAAGUUCCCAGACAUUCCGAUCCACAUCCACACGCACGACACGGCCGGUGCCGGCGUGGCCACCAUGUUGGAGUGCGCCAAGGCCGGGGCCGACGUCGUCGACGCCGCCGUCGACAGCAUGAGCGGCAUGACCAGCCAGCCGAGCAUGGGCGCCAUCGUCGCUUGUCUCCAAGGAACCCCUCACGACACAGGUUUUCCUCGUUUCCCCUAGAUCCUUCCAACUGCAUGGCUUGAGGACUGAGCCUCGAUGAGAUCUCUAAGUACUCGGCCUACUGGGAGUCCUGUCGACAGCUCUACGCGCCUUUCGAGUGUGCCACGACGAUGAAGAGCGGCAACGCCGACGUCUACAAACAUGAGAUUCCUGGCGGACAGUACACCAAUCUGCAGUUCCAAGUAUCUUUCGUUGUGAUUUGGGGCGUGGUUUCAGCCGUAGCAUCUAUUUCUAAACUUAUCUACUUAAAUCGAUAAAUCAAAUAAUCCGUUCACUUUGCUCUGAAAGGAAGGUCUAUAUAGAUUAUGAAAUAGAGUUGAAAUCAGGUGAAACAAACGAAAAUAUAUUGAAUUUCAACUCUUUUUCUUUAACUUUGAAUAUUGAGAAAAUAUGAAUUCAAAGUUACUUUCAUUUUAAAAAAAUUCUGUGUGAUUUUUUUAGCUUUUUUUUCUUUUGUUGAGACGAUCGUUGGGCUUCAAAACCAUACUGUAGGAUUAAUUUCGAGCUGUGGCCUAAAAAAAUGGGCGCUGGAGUAUUCUUUUUCUCUUUUAUUCAUUCAACUAUUGGUUACAACGAAACGGGAUUCCUUUAAAAAAGGCUCAAAUAUUUGAAAUAUUUUCUGGAAAAGUCUUCUGAAAUUCAGGCGUUCUCCCUUGGACUUGGCCCAAAGUUCGACGAGGUCAAGAAGAUGUACCGAGAGGCGAACCUCGCUCUUGGAGAUAUCAUCAAGGUAGAGCAGUGUUUCUCUUUUUUCAAAACAUCAUUUCGAUUUUGAAGGUCACGCCGUCGUCCAAGAUCGUCGGAGACUUGGCUCAGUUCAUGGUCCAGAACAACCUGACUCGCGAAACUCUCAUUGACCGUGCCGAAGAUCUCUCUUUCCCGAAAAGUGUGGUUGACUUCAUGCAGGUCUGCGGUAUACUCCUCCAGAGACUGAAAUGAGGGAUCUCAGGGCAACAUCGGACAGCCCCCUUAUGGAUUCCCGGAGCCUCUGAGAACGAAGGUCCUGCGAGGAAAGCCGAAGGUCGACCACAGACCCGGAGAGAAGGUCCCUCCGAAGGACAUGGACGCCGCCAAGAACGACUUGGAAGACCGAUUCGGCCGACCUCUGCGGUAUCUGAACGAGAGAGAUUUCAUCUUCGCGUUACAACAAGAAAAAGAUAAUAACUGAGUCGACGAAAAUCUGGAAAUUUGAGCACAAAAUAUGCAAAUUUAAAACAAAGAAAAGUUGAAACUUUAUGAAAUUCCCCCAGAAUAACCUUGCAAACGCCUGCUAGUCGGAAAAAAAAAUUAACGAAUUGAGAUAAUAAUCUCUUUUUUGAGGAUAAGCUUUUUUUUGUUUUCGAAACGAAAAGAGCCCCAUUCAUCUUAAUAAAUAAGAGUUAUCUCCAAAAAUGCUUAAAUAUGACCUACGCCGCAAGAAAAACGGAAAGGUCGUCGUAGAUCUGAUCUGUCAGGCAUAUGAAAACCGUUCUCGAGAAAGGAACAAAAAGAAAUGUUUUUUCGAAUAAAAAAAGCGGCUAUCAUAGUUCUUGCGCCUUUUUUUGAUAGAAAAUAGCAAACUGUAUUCCAAAGCCAAUUAGUCUGACUGACUGGCUGAAAUCCAGAAAUCAAAAGAAAAAAUGAUUUUAUUCUCUUUCACUGAAGAUCUUGUUCCAGUUUUCGUCUUUAAAAAAAUACAGUAGUUUUAUGGAAUCUGAAGAAGAAAGAGUAAAUGAACGAAUUGAAUGAAAUAUCACACUGUCAACCCAUUUUGAUUGUACUUUUCGAAUUAUCAUCGCCAACUUAGUGUUGACAAAUGUAGAUUGCAGCGACGAAGACGUGAUGUCGCACGCGAUGUUCCCGACAGUCUUCGAAGACUUCGAACGAUUCCGCCAGCAGUACGGACCCGUGGACAAGCUUCCCACGCGGAUCUUCCUCACUGGACUCGACAUUGCCGAAGAAGUCGACGUGAGAUGUGCCUCUCAACUACAUUGGAGACUUUCUCACGUCUUCAGGUCGAAAUCGAGAGUGGCAAGACGCUGGCUAUCCAGCUCCUGGCCACAGGAAAGCUCAACAGUCGAGGAGAACGCGAGGUUUUCUUCGACCUCAACGGUCAGAUGAGAAGCAUCUACGUCCAGGACAAGGAGGCCAGCAAGGUUUGCGGCUUGAAAAAAGAAGGAAAAGAAAUUGACUUAUAGGAGAUCGUCACGAGACCCAAGGCUCUUCCUGGAGUUCGCGGCUCGAUUGGCGCGCCAAUGCCCGGUGAUGUCCUCGAGCUCAAAGUUAAGGAAGGCGACAAGGCGAGUUUAACCGAAGAAUUAUCCUAAAAAAUUAAGGAAGUUGCGCAGAAAUCUUCUACGAUUUCUCACCUUGAAGUUUUCCUAGAAAACUGUUUAGAAUUCAUUAACUUUUUUUUUACAGAAACGAAACAGAAUUGAGGUUUUUUUUUAAAUUUUAAAUUAGCAUUGACAUUCGGAAAUACGGAUAACUCGAGAUUUUUGGAAUCACGAAUUUCAUUUUUGGUUUGUGACGGUUCAGUGAAGAACUGGUCUAUGGGGACUUUCCUGAAAUUAACAAAUUGAAAUUCAAGCUGCGGAAAUCGAGAGGAUACAAAAUUGGGGAGUAAAGCUUGUCUCUACAGAAUUAUCCGAUAUUUAAAAACUUUUAUCCUUUUCUGUGCGAAAAAAGGAUUAAUUCUGACACUUUUUGGGAGGAAGCCGUAUAUUAGGUCAUACAACCACAACCUUUUUUUGUUGAAUGAAAUUUCGAUGUCUCUUUUUUUCCAUACGUGAAUUGGUGUCCGAUUCACGCGGCAGUCUUUUCAGAUCUUUGCAGUUUUUCUUCUCAAUUUCUAAUAAAAAUGCAUCAUUGCAGGUAACACCAAAGCAGCCGUUGUUCGUGUUGUCGGCGAUGAAAAUGGAGAUGGUGAUCGAUUCUCCGAUCGCAGGAACCGUCAAGAAAAUCCACGCCGCACAGGGAACCAAAUGCUCCGCGGGCGACCUCGUCGUCGAAGUCGAACCUUGAAUUCCCCAAAUGCUCCCCAAUUCCUGUAGCAAGUCUCUUACUAAUUGAUUUUGUAAAUACUUCAUCCCCAGAGAUUUUUUUUCUUAUUGCGUUCCCUACUUUUUUUCUACUUCGGGUUUUUGACUAUUAUAAAAAAAUUGCCCUAAACUUUUUUUGAAAUUUACAAGCACAGACCUCGACCCGUCUGUACUAUCCAUAAUAGUUCACACUCGCACUGAAAUCGAAGAAUUUUGCUAUUCAUCGACGUCGAGAAGUCUGUUCUCAAAAAAUUUCUACGACAGAGCGUUUAGGAAAAAUUCACGAGAAGAAAAUUAUUUUAGUCAUAAUAAACAGUCAAUUUCGCUUUCUUGCGCGUCGCUUUUUAUGCAAAUUUUAGCGCUUAGGACUCGGCUUUUUGAAUAUGUCAGCCGAAGUUUAAAUAAGGCCUUUGAGAAGCAAUGAACUGGGAUGGGGUUCUUAGAAAUUCCCAUUCUGAGGCAACCUGAAAAAAAGAAGUUCUCUCAAGCGAAAUCAGGUUUUCAUGUUCGUUUUUCGGUUUGAAUUUUAUAUGAUUUUUUUUUUUGGAAAAUUUUUUUAAAACGUGUAAUCUAGCCUUUCUUUCGCUUCAGUUCGCUCAUUUUCGAUGGUGUAUUUGGUUUUUGCUGAAAUCUGAACUGCGUUUAGGAUGAAUUCCGGAGCCGAGUCGAGCAAGCUGUUUGCCGGCAUCCGUUUCCGCAGACGAGCCGCUUCUGCUUAGCCUUUCAAGCACUCCGCCCUCGCUGGCCAGCCCGGCGUCCUCAGUUCUCAGAAAUGCUCUCCCAGAUGGAUGUUCCUCAACUUCUUUCUGUAAAUGUAAGUUCUUUUAUUAACUUAUUUCAUUUAAUUCCAGGUUCCAGGAUUGAGGAGUGGCUAAAAAAGCUAGAAAAAACGUUUUUCUCAUAGGGUAUUCGAAAUUUGAUAGAACUUGUCGCGAACACCUUAAAAAUAGUUGUUUUUGCGGUUGUUCAAUGGAUUUGUUUCCUAAUGAGACCUGUUUUAUAAGAUUUAUCGAAAAAGGAUUUUUUAAGUUCACUAAAAGUUUUGAUCCAUCGAGACUAUAAAUCAAAACUUUUUAUUUGUAACUCCGUUCUUUAAAUUCUAUUUGGUUCUGUUCGAAAAAUCCUUACGUAUCGUGAUUAUUUCACACUCCAAAAUGACACCGAAAACUCCUCUUCGCCUCGAGACCUUUUUGUGCAUGGUCAACCCUCCUUGAAACACAAAAGGCAGGAUAUUUCACCGUACUAUUAUAAAAAAAAAUCAAACUUUUUAAUUCAAACCUCUUUCCCGUUAUUAUGUUCAUGUUAGGAUUUCCAGAAACGUGUUCAUAAAUAAUUUCGAUUCCAUUUUUAUAUCUUGAAAAUUAUCAACGAUUUUUUAAGCUUCGACGUACUUUUGCGCCGGACAAAUCUGUAACGAUAAAAUAACAUAAUUCAACGAUUUUGGGAAUGUGACACGCAUUUGAAGGCACAUCCCAGAUAUUUUCUGAACAGCUUAAAUGUCUUUCGGCCACAUUAGAAAAAAAAAGCUUUUCUUUUCAUCCCGACGCAUUUUUCAUGCCAUGAAAACUUUUUUUCGAGGUCUUUUGCCCAACCGAAAAGCUCAAAAACUCCUCACGUGAAAAUUUGUCACGGCGGCUACAUUUUUCAUUCAUACAAAAAGCUUUUCUUCUGAAAAAUGAGGUAUGACAAGUACUUUACCACAAAAUAUGUACCUCUCUUGGGCACGUCGGCUGAUUUCUUGGACGAAUUGAAAGCAGCUGACUUCAUAUUCAUUCAAAUGUUCCUAUUUUCGAGAAAAAUGAUCAAAAAAGAGAUUAACCAAAAAGACAAAAGGAAACGGAAAAACAUAUGAAAGGGGAAAAGAUCUUUUAUUUUACUUUACCAGAGGAUGUAUGAGCAUGCCGAGAAAAGUUGUUCAUUGAUUGAAAAUUUUAAUUUUUGCCAAAAGAUCGCAAAAAUUCAAAACACGCGGGAAUUAUUGUCACAUCACUAUUUUUUUCCAUUUCUGAGUUUUCUUUUUUUUUGAUUUCCAAGAUUAUUCACUGACCAGGAGCUAUUUCUUCUCAGAGAUCUAUAUUCUUCUUUUCUGAAUUUUCCGCCCGAAUGCACUGUCAAUGAUCGAGAAAUAAGCUCACAAGAGCCUUUGAUUCGAACUCUGGUUUUUUUGCUUCCUCAAUGAGACGACUUGGGGGCAGUUGGACUUGUCUGAAUGGAAAAUGCAAAUGUGCUGCGGCCUGAAUGCGGCAAUUAGUCCGCUGGGCUUGGAAACUGACCCCGGAACUUUUGGAACGUCGUCACGAUUUUUCUGAAACUUGUUCGCUUCCCCUACAUCUUGAAAUUCCGAAAAGGGUUUGAGGAACUUCGAAUCGAGUUUUCAGCAGAUUUGAAAAUUCUUGCUCAGCGAAAAGAGGUUUUUGACAAAUAAUAAUGAUAAUUUAUUCAAAGACACGUGGGACAUUAACUAUUUUGAUCUGUGUAGAUAUACAUUUUCUUUUUUUGAAAUGAAAAAAUGUUUAUCAGGCAGGGAUAUUGAAACAGUUUGAAAGUAAUCAUUGUAGAGCAAUCUUUUAAACUUGUUAUUAAGGUGGGGCUUUUGUAGGUUUAUAAGGCGCUAACGAACUUUUUUUUUUCUUAUACUUCACAAAUUCUUGUUUAGGCGUUCGGAAAAGUAGAGUCAAUCCUUAUAAAAUUAUCAAGCCCCCUUUUCGAACUUCUUCCUCAGUCUUACGCCCUAGAAACAGAUUUUUUCGCCGUUCCCAACGUACUUCCGCGUUAAUAGCUUUUUUUUUUCUUUCUUUUAACGACGUGAAUUUAUUACUUUCCUUUUCUGGAAUUCUUUUUGGAAUCUUGAAGGUUUCUCAUUCUUUUGAAAGGCGGUUCAGAAGUCCUGACCUGCCUUUCACAUAGUUCUAGAAUUAAUAAAUCAGAGUUCUUUUUGAGAAAAGUCAGCCUCGACGAAGAGACUCAUAAAAGAGAAGCUUAGCGGGUGAACGCUAAUCCGGAUUUGAGUUCAGUUAGUUCACGAAGAUCUUCGAGAUAGCGUUGCACAUUUUUUGAAAAAAAAAGGCAGAUGAGAUUCAGUUUCGAGUCGGCCGGUCACUGUGAUAAGAAAUAGCUUUUCAAUAAAGUUUUUAUCCUCUUUUUUUUAGUUUUGAGAUCAUAAGAAAUAUUUGAGAAAGGUUUUUAAGAUGAAUAAAAAGUUUUCCCGUUAUUUUUCAAUAAGUUCAUACUUUUAAAACGGAACAGCAAAGAAAAAACUUUGGAUUUUACAACCAAAUCGUUCUUGUAUGCAGGGAACAGUUCUAUUCCAGAAAAUUAAAACAGUGACAUUAAAAAAGGAUUUUAGUCAAGCCUUGUGAAAUGUCAGAAGAUUUAGAACUUUGAAAACUUGAAGAGACGAAAUUUCGAACUUAGGGAAACGUGUUAGUGACAUUGUUUCUUAGAACACCAGAAAUGGACAAAAAAUUUUUUUUAACAAGUAAAUCGCUCACUGAGAUUUUUGAACGUUAAAAGUUUUAGCUUUUCGAAAGCUUACUGGUUUUUUUUUUGUAAUUUGUACUUUUAAGGGCUACGAUCCGAACUCCCUUCGACUUUUUCCGCUUGUCUAGCCUUCACGGAAAACUAUCUUCGUGAUAUUUGAAAGCAACAAGAUGUAUAAGAGAUAACGCUCUUUUUUCGAAAACAAAGGCCAAUUUUCUGGGAAUGAGGGAGAAAAAGCUCACCUGAGGAGACAGGUUAUUCCUGUGGCAACGCAAUAUUUUAAUUGAAAUCCAAUUGGAGCCGCUCGUUGUCCAUCUCAGGACGUUAUGGCUGCGUGGCGUUUUGUUUCGGGACAACAAACAAGCCAUUUGCUCGGCCGGCUUCUCGACUUAUUCAUUCCUUCCGUUCUUUUUUCGCCUCAGGAAUGCGGCUCCAUUUUCGGGCAGUCAUUCCAUUUUCAGCCAUGCCUUUCUACGAGUUCUAUCCCGAAUCCUUUCCUCAAAAUGGAAUUCUUCUUUUUCAGAAAGCCGUUUUAAGUACAUAUUUUCGUGUAUAAGGCGUGUGUGCCGAAAUUUGAUUGAGUCCUUUUGAGUGGGGGCGGUAAACCUUCUUUGAGUAUAAAUAAAUGCGAUGGAAACAACAACUUUUUGUCUAUUUUUAGAGGUUCUUUUUGGAAAGUAUUCUCUCUUUUUUUAUGAUUUCCUAGGCAUAAUUUGCUUCAAAAGCCAUUCUAAAUUACCAAGUGUUUCAGGUUUUAACAAUUGAACAAAGAAAAAAACAGUUCAAAAACGAUAAUAUUUCCAUAGGGAUUUUCUUUGGCAGAUUUCCAGUCUCUGUUUAUGUCUUUCCUCUUUUUAUAUCUUUUAAAAAACUGUGCAACAAUGUUUCAUCACAAAACUGUUGCGAAGUCUGAUUUUCGAACUUAUUCUUUUAUACGGUCUGAUACAUUUCAAUUCAUCUUUUCUUAGUCCAACAAUGAGUCAACUAAAUUUUAAGCGGAAAUCGGAGAAAACCUGACGGAAAGACGUUCUUUUUUCAAUACCGAGCAGGAAAUAGAUGUUCUUUUUCUUUUUGUGGGCUCAAUUAAGUCAAAGCGUUUUGAUAAAGUUAUAUUUCAAAACAUGUACUUUUUUUUAAUUUUCAGUUGGAACCAGACUUUUACUCAUUUUUAGUUUCUAACCACAGGUUGCCGUGUUAUGAAACCAUUUCAAAAGUCGUUUGAAAAAAAAAAAAACAAUAACUUUUGCACCAUGGAAACCUACCGUAAGGAAAACAAGACAGAAAUUGGAAAAAGUUCAUGCUCAGUUUCUACGACGCCAUUCGAAUUCUCCUUUCUUACUAUUACCGAGUAACGCUUCUAUAAAGUUGGUCCAAACGUUUCCUUCUCUUGCUUUCAACUUUUCAGAAAAGGUUCAAGUUUUCCUCAACUGUUUCAGCCGCUUUGUCAUUUCUUUUUAACUCGGGAGAAAACACGUAAAAUUUAAUGCUGAAAAAAAGCAUUUAGAGUCAGUUUUGACCAGAAACGCUUCCACGGCUUAUUAAUAAAAAAAAUGUCAAAAAGACGAGCAAACCUGAUUUUCUAUUAAAGUCGGAGAAGUUCAAAAGCUUUCAUUUUGAGAAUAAAAAAGUUUGAUUAGAACAAAUAUUUAUAUCUUACUAGUAAGUUACAGAGAAAUGAAUUAUUCUAUUCUCCUGAAUUUUUAUCAAAUUUGAAACUUUUUAUUUGUGCACAUCAAAAAUAGAACUUAUACCCACACAGGUCAAAAAAAUAUAAGAGAUACAAAGUAGUUUUUUAAGCAAAUACAUGUGGCUUCACGUUUCGCAAGCGAGGUUUAAAAGUCGCGGAGCACGUGCACUUGUAAGGGUUCUGGGCGAGUUGCCAGCCCUUCGGAGACGUUUAUUAUUUGUCGGACGGCUCACGUGCUUCAUCCCGACCGAUUCCAUUGCCAUUUUCCACUAAAGGUCUUGAAAUCGACGAUUAAAAGCCUCAUUAAAUGGCUGCAAACUUUGAACUUCCCUUCGUUUCUCUACUCAGGAGAGAUUAAAAAUAGAAAAGAGAGUUCUUUUAGGUCAAUGAACAAAAUGAACCGUUAAAUAGUAAAUUUCUCGAAUAUCGUAAUAGUUUUUAUCGAAAUUUCGUUUUUUGCUGCGAAAAUAAAUAAACUUGUAGUAUAUCUGAAAAGAUAGCAUCAACUGCAUUAAGCACAGUCCGUUUUUUCGAAUCACCUUUCGGAUUUUUCAUGGAACUCAUGUUUCGAGAGAGUUGUUUAGUGUCAGAAGUAUGUUUCUGUUUUACUAACCGUUCAUUUUUCCUUGAACAGUACGUAGUUUGAUUUUCAAAAGUGAGUGCGAAGAACUACGGAUCUGAUCGAAAUUUGAGAAAAAAAAAAGAAAAAAAGCUGGGAUAGUUUCGAGAUUUCCUUAUCGUCUCACGAGGGAUUAUUCGACGUUUUCAUCAACUCAAAAGCAUAUUCGCUUCAUUCCGAGGCACAGAUGAGCCCCUAAUCGGCUGCCUCCCCCAUCCAAACGCUUUGCCACUUUUCUUUUUCUUUUUCUUGCCCAUGUCAAAGUCCUACUCAUUUCUCGCAACUUUUUUCAAAUUAGCUUUUCUUGCAACACGUUUUUUCGCACUACUGGGCUUAAUUUUUGAACGCGAAACUUUUUUCUUCGUAGGAUUAAGAGAACUUUUUUGAGGAGAUCAGAAGUUUUUCGCUACAGAAGCCAGAAAAGGACAAGUCAAUCAUUUUGUUUGUUAUGGAAGAGGGCGGUCUAUUUAUGAGAAAAAUAGUCGUUCAGUUUUUGAAGAGAAUAUCUUGAGAAAAAGAGCUGUUCUGAUCAGAAAAUUUGGUCAAAGGAACCAUUAUGAAUGAAGGAGAACUACCUAUUCCAUUUGUUAUGGAUGGCUUCGGUGUGUACUUGAAUUGACGUUUUUUGCGUAGAUUAUUGAGAAGAAAAAAGACUCGUUUGAAAUAACAAAAAUUUCCGUUUCAGGAACCAUUAAGAAUGAAGGGAAAUUUCCCGCUUUAUUUAUAUAUCUAUAGAAGAGAAAUGGCCCCAAUUUCUCUGAGAAAUAAUCGUUGGUUUUUGGAAAUUCUUUGGUCCUGUUAGGCGCAGGCUUGCGACCGUGAGGUCGCGAGACUGCGCCAUUUGGGGUUAGGUUGAGACUUGGGCUCAACCUCAUUAUCCAAAAGAUUUAGUUGAUUUCAGCCAAAAUAAAGAAAGAGUCAAAACACUCGAAGUUACUUUUGCUGAAAAGAAAGCCACUGAAAACGGUCGUUUUUGGCGUGGACGAAGGCGUGGGCGGCUCCUCGAAAAUGGAAAUUCAAUACGUUUGCGGCGACAUUUCCCCUAUCAUUAUUGCUAUUAUUAAGAAAUGCGAUAUGUGCAAAUUUUUGACAACUCCAUAUACUCCUCCUCUUCAAAAUUUGCAAUUCCAAGAUCUUUCCGUUAAAAUUUUUUUUGCAAUUUCCAUUAAUAGUAACAGCUUUCCUUGGUAUUUUGAAUAACAUGUAAAAUUUGAAAAUGCAGCAUUUCUCUCGAGCAUAGAAAUUAUUUCCUAUUUUCCCUCAUUUUUUUCUUAUCAUUUUUUUAUUUUGGUAUAUUUUUGAACCGAAAAAUAGACUUUUUUCGAGACAGCUAUAUCAUUUUCUCUCUUUCGAAAUGCUGCUGGGGAUUUUUGAUAUUUUGAAGAACAGCUGAAACUCGAAAAGCUAGCAUUUCUCUCGAGCCUAGAAAUUACUUCCUAUUCUUCUUAUUUUUACUCCACUUUUUCACUAUUUUUUUUUCCUAUGAAAUUCCUAUUUUCAGCACAAAAGCAGCAUGCAGGCAAAUGGCUCGCCCGUCAUCAACGGCGACAGUCGUCGCAGUAGUAUGGUUAGUUGAAAGUUUGGUCAAAACUUGGCUUAUCGUCGUUUUUCGAAUGGAAUAAUUGGGAGUGAAAAGAAAUUAGGAAAAAAAAGUUAAAGUUAUUCGAGAAAUCUGGACGCAAAUUGUUUUGCAUUGUUUUGGGCAUGUUUGAGCAAAGAAAUAUGCUGCGAAAAAUCCUGGAAAAGGAGGUUUUUGCCCCGCACAACUUUUUUUGGAUACUUCGAGAUUUCCUCUUUUUUCUAGUGUUUAAAAAAAGUCGUUACUCGUAUAUAUACAGUUUCUACAGUUUUUCCAAGUCAAAGUGAAAGUUGAAGAUAAAAAAGUCAGCUUGAAAUUUGAAAAAAAAAAUGAGAAUUUCCUCAGAUGUCACGUUUAAUAGAUAAUUACAUCUUUUUUCUAUUUUCUUCCUUUUACAAAACAAUUAUCGCUAAUAGGCGUGUGAGUGAGUUUUCUUCAGAAAUCUACAGCGAAAUCCUAAAUUAUUCACGUACACACUAUAAUUUGUCGCUUUUUCGGGAGAGUCUUCUUAUUCGGACACGUUUCGAGAAUUUUCCUCUUUUUUUGUUCUCAAAUUCUAAUCAAAACCUACAGAAAUAUUCUGUCGAAAAGGAAAACUAUUCACUAUGCGUUAACCUAGAUCACUUCUGAAGUAGAAGAAGAAAAAGUGAUCGACUUUCAUACUGUUAUCCUCGGAAUGAAUCUUUAUUUGUUUUCAUUUUUAAUAUGUAAAGUAGAACUAUCUUCUAAAAAGUCCUUCACUUUGCAGGUCGACGCAUGCGGACGAUUUUGCAGCCAGCCAAUCAGCGGCUCCCCCGAGGUUCUCUCUUUUUUUCGUUGUUUUUCUCAUUAUUUGAUCUCUUAAACUGCCCUUACCUCCCUUCACGUGCAAAGUAACACGAAUUUUUUUCGGUCAAAAAAUUUUGUUUUCACGAGAACUACUGUACUUUUCGAUCGUCUCGUGUUUGACAUGGCAUCAUUUGACUUCGUGAACACUUAUUUUGAGAUGAAAAGUUGAAAGGUUUGAGAGACCCAAAACCUUUCUGGAAAAUUUUCUAAAUUUUGGAAUUAAUUAAAACAUCAUUCAAAAAAAUUAUUCAAUGUAUUUACAACACAGAGUUUCAAAAAAUUUUAACAAUAUCGCUUUUUUGACUCGUUAUAGCCGUUUACGGCAGGGAAAAACAGAAGUUAAGAAAAACAUUUACUCCUGACACCUCUGUAACGCAAACCGGACGCGGUCCGGACGUUUCUGAGCAUUCACAAUGAUCCUUUUAGUGACGUAAGCACUCUUAAAUGAUCACUUGAAAGGCUCAGAAAAGUCGGUGGCGCGUCCGGUUUGCAGAGGUCCGAAUCAUUGCGACUGUGCACUGGCGCAUGCUUUCUCUAAACUAAUGCACUUUUUAAAAUUGGUUAAAAUAAUAGCUUUUUUGAAAAUGCUUUUUGCAGCUUCGCUAUAAUUUUUUUUAAAUGUAUACUGGUCCACAAAAUUCUCUUCAGCUCCUCGUCGGCCUCUGCUUCGACGAGAAACACGAAUCGGUGAACGUCUCCGUGGACAAGGCGUCGUCAUUGUCGCAAGGCGGAAGUCCUCUCGACACCUAUCUGAAGGUGGUGACGGUCGACGAAAACGAGGCCGACGUGGGCCAUCAGAAAUCCGAAACGACGAAGGGAACCUCUGAGCCCGUCUUCAACUACCGCUGCAACAUCAAGGUGCUCGAAAUGAACGACCUGAGCGAAACUGAGGCUGUUGUAGUUGUCCCACGACGCCGUCGAGAACAGGACAGUCCGGAUCGAGGUGUGGAGCGUGUCGGGAAUCCUGCGGCGGAAGCACUUGAUCGGAAUCGUCGCCGUCGGCCUCAACUCUUCUUCCGCCGACGCACAGGAACACUGGCAACAAAUGAUCCAGGUACUGUACCUUCAAAAAAUUUUUCUGGGAUAUUUUGAAGCCACAAGAACUUUCAGUAGAUUAUCGCUUUUCAAAAAGCUUUUUACUUACUUUAAAGUAAAUCAUUCUCAAAAAUAAUAAGGACAAUGUUGAGACGAAAAAACACUUACUUAGAUAAUUAGUAAAUAAGUACUUAGAUGAUCCAUCUUCGCUUUCGACCUUUUAUCGAUCGAAGCGUGGACCACACGUUUUGAAAAAAACACAUGAAGUUUAAUUCACUAAAUUCUCUGAAAUGGGGCGCAUAAAGGCCGCUAUAACUUUUUCUCUGACCUACGCUAUUCCGUCGUUUUCUCGCAGCUAGGUGGGUUUUUCUUUUGGGCAUCGCCCGUCAAAGUUUUCUUUAUCAUUGGAGAAUAAAAAGAGCUGAGAAUUUCUUUUGAGGCUUUUCAUAUUUUUUCUAGGCGUUUUGAGAUUAUUUGCAUUCUAACUUUAAAGGUAAAGCACUUUUUUGUAUGUUGGUUCUAAUAUAAAAAAGUUUUUUGACUCUGUUGAAGUCAUUUUUCUUAGUUGGAGUUCAUAAGAGAAGCUUUCCUGUAUAAUCUACGAUAUGAGGUUUUUUUCGAAAAAAAUUAUUCAAAAAAAUUGAUUCAUAUUUUUAAUCGAAACAAAAAGUUUUUAAACGUUACAACAAUUAUUCAGCCCUUGCUCAUAUUUUCAAAUGUUUAACUGUUUGCCAAUAUUUGUUGACCUCAUUUGUGUCGGCCAAAAACAUUUUCAUAGAUCUCAAAUGUUCUUUUGCUAUUUUGCACAGCAAAGAAUUUGAAAAGUCACAAACAUCGGAAAUUGUGUUUUCAGAGCGCUGGAAUCACCGUCUCCAAGUGGCAUCCAGUCCAACCGGCAAACUCGUAG